AUGAGGGGAGGGAGCGGGCGUGUCUCAGCUCGCGCGAGAAAGAGAGAAGAGACGCCACGACACAGAGGAGCCUUGGUGCGGCGACGGAGGCUGCCCACCGGACGGAAAUUACCAAGGCGGGCGGCGGCUGGCGGCGGCGCGGCGGCGCGGCGGGGCGCGGGCGGCGGCGGCGACGGAAGGCGACAACGCGCUCGGCAACGCUCGAGCAGCGGCUUACGCGGCGGGGACGCGGCGCGCCGGUCCGGGCCCCCCCGGUCUGCCCCGCCGGCGCGACGCCACGCGACGCGACACGACGCGGCGCGGCGCCACCGCCAGUUAGUUGGCGCGAACGCGCGCUCCUGGCGCUCGGAGGGAGGCGGCGGCUCUCGAAGGCGGCGGAGGUGGAGGCGGCGCGGCGGCGCGGCCGGCGGCGGCGGUGAGGAGCCAGAGCGCGCGGCCCUUCAACAGCCCGGCCCCGGCGCCAUGGGCAGCCAAUGCUGCAAGUGCGCCUCGGCGCAGACCAACCACCGCUCCCCUUCCGGCUCCGUCAUCGGGUCGCGAGGAGACCAGGAGCUGGGCCCCAGCGAACGCGUGCGCUUCGCCGACAACAACAACACGGUGGUGCUGAGCCUUCAGCGCGUGACGCGCGAUGACGUGGGAACAUACUCGCUGGUGGCGAAGAACGCAGCGGGGGAGGCGCGCACCGCCUUCGACCUGCGGCUCCUGGACGACGCGGCGGCGGGCGGCGGCGACGGCGAGGCGCCCGUCUUCCUGCGCCGCCUCAGCGACCUCGCCGUCAAAGUGGGCACCCGCACCCGCUUCCUCGUCGAGAUCCGCAGCUCCUCCGAUGUCCAGGUGGCCUGGCACCGCAACGACGAGCGCGUGCUGGAGGGCGAGCGCUUCGCUUUCCUGCACGAGGGCCACUUCUUCUGCGUGGACGUGGCGCCCGUCGUGGUGGAGGACGGCGGCCGCUGGACGUGCAUGGCGGAGAACGCGGCUGGCCGCUCCUCGUGCUCCUCCUACCUCAACGUGCUCGUGCCCAAGGCGUACAAGGCGCCGGAGUUCGUGGAGGAGCUGCGCGCGCUGCUCACGGAGCAGGGCACGGUGUCGCUGGAGUGCAAGGUGGUGGGCGUGCCCACGCCGGCGCUGCGCUGGUACAAGGACGGGCGCGAGAUCCGCGCGGGGGAUGUGUUCGCCCUGAGCGCCGACCCGGCUGACCCCACGGCGCUCGGCACCUACACCUGCGAGGCCUCCAACUGCAUGGGGCGCACCUACUCGUCGUCGCGCGUGCACGUCGUGGGCAAGGGCAGCCGCGAGGGCUCGCUGCAGCCGGCCGACAGUUUAGUGCCAUCUGGACCCGCUCCCGCUUUCGUCAAAGACCUUCUACCCAUCAAAUGCAAAAUCGGAGAACCCGUCACUCUCACAUGUCAAGUGAGGGUGCCGCCCUGGCCAAAGGCCAUCGCGUGGUACAACCGAGAAGGCCGUGUCGAAGCCAGCGAAAAGUACCACGUCAUGGAGGACGGGCUGGGCGGCUACAUGGUGGAGAUCAACCCCGUGGAGGCCGUGGACGAGGGCGAGUGGAAGUGCGUGGCCACGAGCAACGAAGGCGCCGCCGGCAUCUCCACCACGCACGUCCAGGUGGCCUAUCCCAAGAGUUAUCGCAAACCCCGUUUCCUGGAAAGCCUCAAAGCUAUCCUCACCGAGGAGGGGCUCGUGUCCUUCGAGUGCAAAGUGGUGGGGUCGCCGACGCCACAGUUACGCUGGUUCAAGGACGGACAAGAACUCAGGCCAGGAGACGUGUAUCAGUUGACAGGCACCAACACACUGGGGUCCUACUCGUGCAUCGCGCGCAACUGCAUGGGAGAGGCCACCAGCUCCGCCGAGCUCACCGUCGAAGACAUCCAGAGCCAGCUCAACGAGGAGGAGCGCCUCCAGUUGUUCACCGAGAACCAGCCGCCCAAGUUCGUGCAAGGCCUCAAGAGCGGCGAGGGCCGAAUCGGCGAAGACUUCCGACUCACCCCCACAGUAGCGUGGUAUCGAGACGACGAGAACGUGGUGGACAGCGACCGCUACCACUUAUCUCGGGAGCAUCUUGGCACGUGCCAUUUGGACAUCCGACCGCUGGAAAUCGCGGACCAGGCGGAGUGGAAAUGCGUCGCAACGAACGAAUUUGGUCACAGUGUGACGUCUUGCUUUCUCAAGCUUCACAUUCCGAAGCAUUACAAGAAGCCUCGUUUCUUGGAAUGUCUGCGGGCCAUAUUAUCAGAGGAAGGAGCCGUCAACUUAGAAUGCAAGGUAAUCGGGGUGCCUCAGCCAGUGCUGCGGUGGUACAAAGACGGCGAGGAGUUGAAACCCGGGGACAUCCACCGCAUCAUCUCCGGCCAAGACGGGACCUGCUGCCUGGGCACAUACACGUGCGAGGCCCGAAACUGCAUGGGCACCGUGGCCAGCUCUGCGUCCCUCCUCGGCUUCGAGGCGGCGCCGCCCGGCGCGGGCCACCCCAUCGCGCGCAACCCGUCGCUCUCCACCAUCCACGAGGAGCGCACGUCGCAGAUGUACGAGCCGGCCACCGAGCGCUCCAUCACGGCCGAGGAGCGGCCCGAGAUCUCCUUCUCCUUCGACGGCCGCGAGGUGUCCGUGUCGCUGUACGAGACGCCCGACCUCACCGAGGAGGAGGCCCUGCAGGUGGUGGAGAUGUACGCCGAGCAGCUCUCGGAGCACCUGCCGCCCAUGCGCUUCGUCAAGGAGUCGUCCCACUCGGGCAAGAUCCUGAUGGAGGCCGUGGUGAUCGACGUGACGGGCGACUACUUCUCCGCGGCGGAGGACGACCUGCGCACGGAGCGCGACGUGGACGAGCUGAGCAUCUCGGACGACAGCCCGCACACGGCCGCGCUGCCCGACGACGACGACGGCCUGCCCUUCGACAAGCUCAACGCCGACUUCCUGGAGCGCGCGCUGGCGCCGCUGCCCGGCCCCGAGGAGCCCGCGCCGCGCCGGCCCCCGCGCCGCCGCAGCGAAGGCUUCCACCCGGCGGCGCCCAAAGCAAGCGCCGCCGCUGCGGCCGUGGGUGGCUCGGGGUCCCCCGACUCCGAAGAGGACAUGUCCUUCAGCGACGCCCGCGCCUCCGUCUACGACACCUUCGCCAGCGCCAAGGCCAGCCUCCCCAGGGCCAAGGAAGAGGCCGCUUACCAGGUGGCGGCGAUCGAGGAGCGGCUGGGGCCAGUGGACCAGUCCACCAAGAGCAGCCCGGCGGAGCUGGUGCGCCAGUGCGCGGAGCUGGCGGCCGAGGACAGGGCUGCGAGGCCCGCAAAGGAGCGCAAGUCGGUGUCGCAAGAAUCCGGCGAGGCCCAACCGCCCGACGCUCAGCCCACGAGGCCGCCCAAGGGGGUGAAGCGGCGGGGCUCGACGCGAGUGCCCUCGGGGGACGCGGCGGUGGGGACGGAGGAGGGCGCGGCGUCGGCCGCUGACAAGCGCACGAAGCGGCUGUCGGCCGCCGACAUGGACCUGCCGACGCUCAGCAGCCCCACGCCCGAGGACGCCGCGCGCGCCGCGGCCGCCGAC
Molecule: messenger RNA, 3540 nt
Organism: Gryllus bimaculatus (two-spotted cricket)
Lineage: Eukaryota; Metazoa; Arthropoda; Insecta; Orthoptera; Gryllidae
Source: the annotation of a GenBank genome assembly